Molecule: messenger RNA, 603 nt
Organism: Penicillium antarcticum
Lineage: Eukaryota; Fungi; Ascomycota; Eurotiomycetes; Eurotiales; Aspergillaceae
Exons: 2
Coding region: 1-603 (200 amino acids)
Source: RefSeq, a predicted model, not a curated record
AUGGAGACCCGAUAUUACCUGGUGGACAGAGGAGCAGAUCAACGAGAAUCUCCCUCUUGGAGUCGUACCCUCAUAGCUUUGGCCAUCACUUUUGUAGCGGUGGCUACGAUUGCAUUUCUUCUGCGACUAUACAGCCGAUCUAAGACCACCUGGAAGCCGGCCCUUGAGGAUGCUUUUUUGGGCAUAGGGCUGCUUUUCUCUUACCUGCUUAGCGCAUGCGUAUUUUGGCUUGGACAGAAGUUUUGGGUUCUAGCCCAUGUCUUCGUGAAGAUUUCUAUAAUCUUACUGAUCCGCCGGUUGCUAUGUAUUGUUGAAUCUUGGCAGACGAUUACUGCCGGGUUGGUGAUCUUCACAGUAGCAUGGGGCAUCACAAAUAUCGUCGGUAACACCUUGCAAUGUUUGCCUCCUCGUUAUUUUUGGGAUAGGUAUAUCGACGGACAUUGUCCUGAUAACCAAGAGGCUUUUUCUAUUGUUAUGGGAUCCCUAGCUCUUGCAGAGGAUCUGGUGCUUCUCAUUAUACCGAUCACAACCGUGUGGCGGAUGAAGCUUGUGCGGAGUGAGAAGAUUCGCAUUACAAUGCUAUUUGCAUUGGGGGCUGUGUAG